GGAGGGAGCCCCAAGCUAGGAGAGCCGGGACAAUGAGACCAUAGAGAGGGAGGUUGUGGGGGCUGGAUGGGAGGAGGGUAGUGCCGCUCCCUCUGCGAAACUCUAUGGUGCCGGGCCCGGGAGCAGCAGCGCGAGCCGCUCUGCCCAGGCCCAGCCAUGGAGGUGAAGGCAGAGGUGCCCCGGCUGGAGUACAUCGCCGUCUCGCUGAAGUGCGAGGCAGAGGAACCUGUGCCAAUUGCAGCCUGUGCCCGGCUCUGUGCCCCCCUGGGCGACCUCGCCCCUGGGGUCAAGCUGGAGGAGGCUGACAAGGACCCUCUAGACAGAGGGGGAGCACCAGCAGAGGCAGGGCCUGGUAGGGCCUGGCAGCAGGAAUACUUAGUGGGAGACUGCCCGGGGCGCGGCGGGGCCGUGUGCAUGGUCUGUGGCACCUUCCUGGGCACCUGUGGGCCGAGCGCUGCCCGGGAACACGUUCUGCAGCACCACGCCCACUCAUUGGGCCUCAGCCCGGAGGAGAAGCGCAACAUUCUGGAGGCCUGGAGCCAGGGGGGCAACCUGCCCGAGGGGGCACCCCCACCCUGCACCCCAGGUCAGUACCAUGGGGCCAGGGAACCAGCCGAGAUUGAGGUUCUAAUUGACCCAGAGGAGCAGACGGUGACCCGGAAACGUGGGCAGCCCAGAGGGCGCCCUGCCCCCCGCCCAGAUGCUAGGGCCCUGGAGCCCGGGCAGCGCCCGCGGGGCCAGAGGAGACGACAGAGCGUGGGGCCUGUGGAGGGCAUGGCGUUACCAGCCAGGGAGCGAAGGAGCAAACAGCUGAGUGAGGGACAGGACAGGGGCACCGUGAGUCCAGGGACAACGUCCCCCUCGGAGGAGGCUGCCCCCAGCUCAGCACCCCCCGAAAUCCGCCUCUUCACUGAUGGUUCUUUCCCAGCUGGAUUCACGCUCAGGUUGUACUGCAGACCCCAGCCAGCCUCUGGAGGGAGAGAAAUAAGGAAGAAUCCAAGCAUCCAGGAACAGAAGAGCCCAGGGGACAGGGGCAAAACCCAGGCACUGGGGAAGAGACAGAAGCAGCUGGGCAAAGCAGGAACUGUGAGACGGGGCUCAGGGAACUCAGUUGGCAACUGCCCCGUCUCUGCGCUGCCCAGCCAGGAUCUGAACCCAGGUGUCCCCCGCCUCCGCCGCAAGGGCUACUCUCACCAUGGCAUCACCCGGCGCCUCCGCCUGAGCCCCAGUGCCGUCCGCUGCACCCUGCAGAGCUGGCGGGCGCGGGGCAAGGCCCCACCAGCGCCCUCCCCACCCCAGGCCAAGCCCUUUGAUCCGGCAUGGCGCGCCGACUUCCUGAUGGACUACGAUGCUGGUGCUGGCACCAUGGUGUGCAUGGUCUGCGAGUACUCACUGCUGCCUAUUCGACUGGGCACCGUCAUGCGCCACAUCCGCCAGUGCCAUGCCGAGACCCUGCACCUGCCUCGGGGUGUGCGCCGGGCCAUCCGUGAGGUGUGGGAGACCCGGGGACCCGUCCCCGCUCCACCCCAGCACGGGGCGCUGAAGGGGGAAUAGCGACACAGGGACCUGCCCCUGCUCCUCCCCAGCACAGGGCGCUGCAGGGGAAGGAGUGAGGCUGAGGGGGGAAGAGGGACCUGUCCCUGCUCCACCCCAGCAUGGGACGCUGCAGGGGAAGGAGUGAGGCUGAGGGGGGAAGAGGGACCUGCCCCUGCUCCACCCCAGCAUGGGGCGCUGAAGGGGGAAUAGCGACCCAGGGACCUGCCCCCGUUCCACCCCAGCACGGGGCGCUGCAAGGGAAGGAGUGAGGCUGAGGGGGGAAGAGGGACCUGUCCCCGCUCCACCCCAGCACAGGGCACCACAGGGGAGGCUGCCCACAUACUGCCUGGGGUGACCUGCAGGGGGGCAGGAGCAUCUUUGGGGGUGAGGUAGGACGCUCCCGAUCGACCCAGCUAUACAGGGACACUGAGAUGCACCCCCACCCUCCCCACUAUAGGUGUCCCCCACUCUAUGGAAAUGGCCUUUGAUCUCUGCCUCCUUUGUCCAGCAUUCCCCCUCCACUUCCUGGGGGGAUCCAGCGCCUCCUUGCCCCCCUGGCACUGUUCCCCUCGACAUACCUGUCCUUGUGCCCCUGCCAGUGGGGGCAGGGAGCGCUGGGGCACAGUGCCAACUGGCCCUCCCCAAGCUGCAUUAUAGCCCCAGCUGCAGGGGGCAGCAAACCCCUGUCUCCCCCACUCCACCCAUGCCUAGGCAGGGGUGUGAUGAAUGCCCCCUGCAGUUACCCAGAGCAGCCACACGAGGGCACCCCCACAGAAUGUAAAUAGAGCCAGGAGCAAUAAAUUAUUUUUGAUGAA
Chelonia mydas (Green sea turtle) is the source of this 2351-nucleotide messenger RNA. It is a transcript of the gene SPINDOC, whose product is annotated as spindlin interactor and repressor of chromatin binding. Gene Ontology annotation, biological process: negative regulation of DNA-templated transcription. Lineage: Eukaryota; Metazoa; Chordata; Testudines; Cheloniidae. The transcript is spliced from 8 exons. The record is from RefSeq and is a predicted model, not a curated record. The coding region runs from base 157 to 1554 and encodes 465 amino acids.